UUUUUUUCCUCUUCUCCCUGCCUGGAGAAGUUUCAUUUCUUGCUGGGGGGAGUGUACUGCCACAAGGUGACAGCAUCUCCUCUUUCCAGCCAGCACCCUUGCCCCAGCUGUCAUUUUCCAAGAAAAAAUCCACUUCUUGGCUGGCUGUCAGUAAAACACCAGCUUUCUGUGGAUACACAGGCCCUCUGUAUCCCUGGACUUCCUAAGCUGCUAGGAAGGUGCCCUCCAUCUUCACGUGCGGAAACAACUGGAGUACAGCGCCUGUUUGCUCCGUUGCGUUACAUUACAAGCCCAGCUCUGGCUUUCUCCUGCCCCUACAGUGCUGGCUGAUGGGUUUAGACCUUGGAAGGGACCAGGUGCCCCAUUGCUUCAUUUUUAGGGGGUAAAAAAAAAACAUUUUCUGGGAGCCUCCAGGACAGCUCUUAGCCGCCAGCAGCUGGUUUGGCACUUGCAAGGGGUCUGUGGGGCAUCUCAGUCCAUUGGAGGAGCUUGUCCCGCAGCGAGCCGUGCCCGUGGCCUCCAGACCGGACUGCAGUGUGAUAACUGACGUGGGGACCAGCACCACCCCAGUGGCCCUGCAGCCCCCAGCCAGCACAGGAUGUGGCCUCUGGCUGCGUGGGCAGGACUGGGGCUGGCACAGCGCAGCGGAAGGAGGGGGCAGAGGAGCCGGCGUGGGUGCCUGGAGCGGCUGCUUGGCCUCCCGGGCCAGCAGCCCAGGCAUCACUGACACAGCAUAUGUGAACAGGAUGGUGGGGGCCCAGCAUUGUAGGCAGGCUGCACCGCAGCUCCACUGGGAGGAGCUGGGCUUGUUUGGCUUACACAGAGGAAGGCUGAUGGGGGUGGAGUGUGUCCUCUUCAACGAGGAGUACAUGACCUGCAUGUGGGGGAGCAGAGAGACGCUCACGGCCAACUACUCCCUCUACUACUGGUAUGAGAACAGGUCCCCUGUGAUGGAGUGCAAGCACUACCUGCAGGACCGGGGCAUCAGUGUCGGCUGCCACUUCAACCAGAGCGAGAUCAUCCAGUUCCAGCCUUUCCAUGUCCUUGUCAAUGCCAGCCUUGGCGGCAGGACACUGGAGAUCCCCAGCAAGCGCAUGGAGCUGCAGGACCUGGUGAAACCAGAGGCGCCCGUCAACCUGACCAUCCGCAACAUGAGCAACAACCAGCUGCAGCUGACCUGGACCUCCCCGUACCCCAAAACCCAGUGCCUGGAGCACGCCAUCAAGUACAAGAGCAACAAGGACACCAGCUGGACGGAGCACCAGGUGAAAGGAGACGUCUUCUCCUUCCCCAGUGUAGACUACGAGAAGUACUACACCUUCUAUGUGCGCAGCAAGAUCAACAGCUACUGCGGCACCACCCAGCUCUGGAGUGAGUGGAGUGUGCCUGUGGUCUGGGGCAGCAACUCCACCAGUAAGGGCACGGCAGAGGAGCAGCUGCACUGGUUCUGGAUCCACACGGUGUUGAUCCCCAUUGUCUCUUGCCUGCUCUUGCUGGUCCUUGUCGUCCUGCUGGUGCGCAUGGAAAGGGUGUGGGUCAUCCUCAUGCCCCGAAUCCCCAACCCCAGCAAGAACUUCGACGAGCUCUUCAUCACCCACAAGGGCAACUUCCAGGAAUGGGCCGGAGUCCCCAAAGAUGUCAUGGAGAGCUUCAAGCCCAACUACAGCGAGAACAUCUGCUACGUGAGCGAGCUGCCCCCCAAGGACAGCUACGAGCCCCUGUGGGAGGGCAGCAAUCACCCACCAUCGCUGAUGCCUGGGGCUCUGGCUGCCACCCGUGAGCACAGCCCCUACAAGAACAGCUACGUGGGAGUGUGACGCACUCCUGCACCCCUGCACCCUGCAUGCUUCACACCGCUGCUGCCCGAAACCUUGCUGCCCCACAGACCUCACUCCCUGCUCUCACCCUGCCUCUGCCAAAUGCCUGGGACCCCCAGCCCUGCUCCCUGCCAUGGUCACACUCAGUCCCCCACAACAUGGCAGCUGUACUGCACCACAGGGUGCUGCGUGAGCAUGGUGUGCUUGGUGCACUGGGUGGUGCACUGGGUGCACUGCAGUGUGCUGUGUGCACCAGGUGAUGCAAUUGGUGCACUGCACAGUGCCCGGGGUGCAGUGCAUAGCACCCUGGAUGCGCAAUUUGUUGCAUGCAUGACAUGGAUCAGGUGGCACCGGGUGCUGCUCUGGGUGCGUAGCAGCACACUGGGCACACUGCACAGUGUCCCAGCACCUGCCCUGUCCUUGGGGCGUCCAGGAAGGCAGGGUGACAUCCAUCCUACCAUGAGCCCUGCCACAUGCAGGAUCCCUCUCAGGGUUGCCAUGGCAGAGCAGAGCUGUGGGAGGGCUGACGGCCUCCCACACUGCACUCCCGUGGGCCCCCAUGCUGGGCAUAUUGGAGCUGGUGGGAGCCUGCCAAGCCCCCCUCCUUGCUUUGUGGUUCCUGCAAGCACACCCAGGGACUUACCCCAAUGAGGGGGCAGCUGUGGCUGAGCAGGCAGGAGCCACUGGCCAACCGAUGGGGACACUGGGGCUGAGAAUCGCCAAGGGCCAGAGGGGCCAAGUGUGGGAAAAUAACAGAAGAUCGGCGAGAAGGACUGUAAACACACUCAACUGACUUGCAUCUGGGGUGUAGAAAAACACAUAUAUCAUACUAAUUGUUGUCUAUCCUUGUGUGUUUGACAAGUGGAACAUCUGUGUUCAGAUAACAUAGGCCAGUGAUAGACUUAGGGGCACCCUAUUGAACAUGCUUGAGAUUCCUGCCCUGCUGUGGGAAAGAUCAAAGCACAGUGGUAAACUACGCCUGCGUGAAUCCCGGAAAAACAGGCAAAAACAGCAGCUUUGGCGAUCCUCUAGCAUGGACUGAGCUCCACGGCGCCUGCAUUCCUGCUUGUGUGCCUCUGCUUGUAUGCUGCUUGGGGAUACCCCAGUUCACGAGGUAAUGAAAAUAAAUUUGCUCUUUGCAUUUCA
Aquila chrysaetos chrysaetos is the source of this 2963-nucleotide messenger RNA. RefSeq names its product interleukin 2 receptor subunit gamma (gene IL2RG). Lineage: Eukaryota; Metazoa; Chordata; Aves; Accipitriformes; Accipitridae. Gene Ontology annotation, molecular function: protein binding; cytokine receptor activity. The coding region runs from base 747 to 1817 and encodes 356 amino acids. The record is from RefSeq and is a predicted model, not a curated record. Gene Ontology annotation, cellular component: membrane; external side of plasma membrane. Gene Ontology annotation, biological process: cytokine-mediated signaling pathway. The transcript is spliced from 8 exons.